CAGCAAAAAUAGUAGGAAUAAAAUAGGAAUCGCGUAGAGUUGAAUGAAAACUAGUGAAAAUAGAGUUGCUAAAUAAAAGUGUUCGCUAGAAGCAGGAGAGAAGACAAAUUCUGCUGUUUUGAGUGGGUGUGUUUGUGCAUACCCAUCAACAUUUAACCGCAGCAGCAGCGAUAUGGCUCAGGAAAAGAUAACCCUCGCCGAUGCGCUGUCCAACGUGGAGGUGCUGGACGAGCUGCCGUUGCCGGAUGAGCAGCCGUGUAUUGAGGCGCAGCCCUGUUCCGUGGUUUACCAGGCCAACUUCGACACCAACUUCGAGGACCGGAACGGGUUCGUGACGGGAAUCGCUAAAUACAUCGAAGAGGCAACCACUCACGCGAAUCUGAAUCAACUGCUCGACGAGGGCCAAAAGCAUGCCGUCAUGCUUUACACGUGGCGUUGCUGCUCUCGGGCAAUUCCGCAGCCGAAAUCGAACGAACAACCGAACCGGGUCGAAAUCUACGAGAAGACCGUUGAAGUGCUCAGCCCGGAAGUGAAUAAACUUCUAAACUUUAUGUAUUUUCAGCGCAAAGCCAUAGAGGCAUUUUCCGGCGAGGUGAAGCGCCUCUGUCACGCCGAAAAGCGAAAGGACUUUGUGUCGGAGGCAUACCUGCUGACGCUCGGGAAGUUCAUCAACAUGUUCGCCGUACUGGAUGAGCUGAAAAAUAUGAAAUCGAGUGUAAAGAAUGAUUACAGCACGUACCGCCGGGCGGCCCAGUUCCUGAAGGUGAUGACGGACUCGCACAGCCUGCAGGAGUCGCAGAAUCUGUCGAUGUUUCUCGCGACGCAAAACAAGAUCCGCGACACGGUGAAGGACACGCUGGAGAAGAUCCCGGGUUACGAGGAGCUGCUGUCGGACGUGGUCAACAUUUGCGUGCAUAUGUACGAGUCGAAGAUGUACAUGACGCCCGAGGAGAAGCACAUGCUGGUGAAGGUGAUGGGCUUCGGGCUGUUUCUGAUGGACUCGGAAAUAUGCAACAUCAAUAAGCUGGACCAGAAGAAGAAGCUCCGACUCGAUCGAAUCGAUCGCAUCUUCAAGAACCUGGAGGUGGUACCGCUGUUCGGCGAUAUGCAGAUCGCCCCGUUCAACUACAUCAAGCGCAGCAAGCACUUCGACCCGAGCAAGUGGCCGUUGUCCAGCUCGACGGCGAUCAGCCCGCAGGCGGACCUGAUGGUGCAUCUGCCAACGAUCCGCGAGGAUCAUGUGAAGUACAUUUCGGAGCUGUCGCGCUACAGCAACGAGGUGACGACCACGUACAAGGACAACGCGACGGACGCGGAGAACAAGGCGACGGCGGAUCUGGCGCUACGCGGCCUGCAGCUCCUAUCCGAGUGGACUUCGGUCGUGACGGAGCUAUACUCGUGGAAGCUGCUGCACCCGACCGACCACCACAUGAACAAGGAGUGCCCGGCCGAGGCGGAGGAGUACGAGCGGGCGACCCGUUACAACUACAGCGAGGACGAGAAGUUUGCCCUGAUCGAGGUGAUCGCCAUGAUCAAAGGUCUGCAGGUGCUGAUGGCGCGCAUCGAAACGGUGCUGUGCGAGGCGAUCCGGCGCAGCAUCUACGCCGAGCUGCAGGACUUUGUGCAGCUGGUGCUGCGCGAGCCGCUGCGCAAGGCGGUCAAGAACAAGAAGGAUCUGAUUAGAUCGAUCGUGAUGUCGGUGCGGGAAACGUGCGCCGACUGGCAAAAGGGAACCGAGCCGGCCCAGGAUCCGGCGCUCAAGGGCAAGAAAGACCCGGACAGCGGCUUCCAGAUCAACGUACCGCGGCUUAACGUCGGCCCGUCCUCGACCCAGCUGUACAUGGUGCGCACGAUGCUGGAGUCGCUGAUCGCCGACAAGUCCGGGGGUAAGCGCACGCUGCGCAAGGACAUCGACGGUUCCUGCCUGCUGCAGAUCGACGCGUUCCACAAAGCAUCCUUCUACUGGACGUUCCUGCUGAGCUUCAGCGAAACGCUCCAGAAGUGCUGCGAUCUCUCACAGCUUUGGUACCGGGAGUUUUAUCUCGAGAUGACCAUGGGCCGCAAAGUAAACAAAUGUACCGUGCGUCACCAGCACAACGAAGAGUGCAGCGAUCUGAUAACGAUGGAGAAGCGCAUUCAGUUCCCGAUUGAGAUGUCGAUGCCGUGGAUUCUGACCGACCAUAUCCUGCGCACCAAGGAACCGUCGAUGAUGGAGUACGUCCUGUACCCGCUCGACCUCUACAACGAUUCGGCGCUGUACGCGCUCACCAUCUUCCGCAAGCAGUUCCUGUACGACGAGGUUGAGGCCGAGGUGAACCUGUGCUUCGACCAGUUCGUGUACAAGCUGAGCGAGCAGGUGUUCGCGCACUACAAGCAGCUGGCGGGCAGCAUCUACCUGGACAAGCGGUUCCGGGUGGAGUGCGAGGUGCUCGGCUUCAACUUCCAGUCGUACCCGCGCAACAAUCGCUACGAAACGCUUUUGAAGCAGCGCCACGUCCAGCUGCUCGGCCGCUCGAUCGACCUGAACAAGCUGAUCACGCAGCGCAUCAACGCCGACAUGCAGAAGAGCCUGGAGCUGGCGAUCUGCCGGUUCGAGGCGAGCGACAUUACCGGCGUGGUCGAGCUGGAGGCCCUGCUGGCGGUGAACAAGCUCUGCCACAAGCUGCUCUCCAAGUGGCUGGCGCUGGACGACUUCGACGCGAUGCUGAAGGAGGCGAACCACAACGUGCUGGCGCCGUACGGGCGCAUAACGCUGCACGUAUUCGUCGAGCUCAACUACGACUUCCUCGCGAACUACUGCUACAAUGCGGCCACCAAUCGCUUCGUGCGCAACAAGCUGCAGAUCUCGUUCUCGGGGCCGAUCACGCGCGAGAAGGCACCGGUCAUGUCGCACUACUACCUGUGGGGCUCGAAGCCACUGAACGCGGCCUACUCGACGCAGUACAGCCAGUACGGUGGCUUCGUCGGGGCACCUCACUUUCACGCCAUCUGCCGCCUGCUCGGCUACCAAGGCAUUGCGGUCGUGAUGGAGAUCAUCCUGAAGGACAUCGUCAAGCCGCUGGUGCAAGGCAACCUGCUGCAGUUCACCAAGACGCUCAUGUCGGCGAUGCCGAAGAGCUGCAAGCUGCCCCUCUGUGACUACGGUUCGCCCGGCGUGCUGAGCUACUACCAGGCACACCUCGUCGACAUCGUGCAGUACCCGGACGCCAAGACCGAACUGUUCCAGUCGUUCCGCGAGAUGGGCAAUUCGCUGCUGUUUUGCCUGCUGAUCGAGCAGGCGCUGUCGCAGGAGGAGGUGUGCGAUCUGCUGCACGCCGCCCCGUUUCAAAACAUCCUUCCCCGUCCGUUCUGCAAGGACGGCGAGAAGCCCGAGAGCAAGCAGAAGCGGCUGGAGGCAAAGUACGCCUCGCUCCAGAUUGUUCCCAAUGUCGAAAAGCUGGGAACCGCCAAGCAAGCUAUGAUUGCCCGCGAGGGGGAUCUUCUAACGCGCGAACGUCUGUGCUGUGGGCUGAGCAUCUUCGAGGUGAUCCUGAGUCGCGUCAAGUCGUUCCUGGAUGAUCCGAUCUGGACCGGGCCGCCCCCGAUCAACGGCGUCAUGCACAUCGACGAAUGCUCCGAGUUCCACCGGCUGUGGUCGGCACUGCAGUUUGUCUACUGUAUUCCGGUCGCCGGAACCGAGUACACGGUCGAGGAAUUGUUCGGCGAAGGGCUUCACUGGGCGGGUUGCACCAUCAUCGUUCUGCUGAGCCAGCAGCGCAAGUUCGAGGCCCUCGACUUCUGCUAUCACAUUCUGCGCGUCCAGCGGGUCGACGGCAAGGAUGACACCGUGAAAGGAAUCAAUCUCAAGCGCAUGGUCGACCGGAUCCGCCGCUUUCAGGUUCUUAACUCGCAGAUCUUCGCCAUUCUGAACAAGUACCUGAAAAGCAACGACAUCGAGGGUUCGAACGUCGAGCACGUUCGUUGCUUUCCGCCGCCGCCACACCCAACCGUGGCACCCUCGCACUACCACGACCCGAACAAACUGCGGACGCAGUAGAGUGGAAACGUGCUUGAUUGAUUCCACACAACACCCCGCCAACAGAAACAACACCAACACCACCAGCGAAAACAGUGGGACGAACGAAAUCCCAAACUAGGCAUUUCUUAGCUUUUUCCUAUCGUUUAUUUUACCCGUGUGUAUAUGUUUCGCGUUACACAUCCUUGUUUAUUCUUAUCUAUGUUCUUUGUAUGCAUAAUGUUCUUGUUUAGGCUUAAAUUACAACUGUAGGGACCGAUAGACACCGGAGAGAGAAAGAAGGAUCAACUAAUUUUCUCUUUCUUUUCGAUUGCUUUAAAUUUCUGUUUUCUGUAUCGAAAUCGUAUUAUAAUGAAAUUGCUGCCUCCAUAUUGGCACACUAUCGUACUGAAUAGGUUAUACUUGCGCUUUCGAAUGGCAAUCUUUUCCGUUCUCAAAACGGAACCGAGCGAACCGUGUACGGUCUCUCCAAGGCAAAUAUUGUAGAUAGUUCGAUCUUCCUUCCGUGUGGUAUUGCCAACAGCUGUAGAAUUUCUCUAUUGGUGUGCUUCAGAAACAUCACACCCACGCACACACAAGAUCGUGUGUUCGUUGGAUGCGCAACCGGUUGAGGUCUUAGUGGUAACAUUUAUCGUAAGCAAAAAAUUGUGGCAAUAAGUUUUUCGUUUCGUUAUCGACAUAAUGAAACCAAUUUAUAUUCAUAAGGAUACUUUUUCUCUCUCUCUCUCUCUGUCUCUGUCUAUCCAAUAACGCUUAGUCAAUGAGAGAAUUGUUUAUUGCACUACAUAAUAUCAUCUAUGUAUUAUUCAUAAGAAUCAUUUUUACACUUAUAAUAUAUACAUAUAUUUAACGGAGAACCACGUAAACCCAAAAAAAACGUGCAAUUGCAGUGGAGUGUGCGCCGGGAAAAAACUUUGGCCUGUUGAAGGGGCGUGCCGUUCUCUCUGAGCCAACGCACGGUUAAGCGUUAGUGGUUUAAGACUUCGGUCUACUUGGUUAUCUGUUCGCUUCCAAACUUUGGCCAACGCUGCUUCAAAAAGCGGCAGCGUGGCCAGCAUUUUUGUAAUACAAGCCGAACGAAGAACGAAUUCGUUCGCGGGAAGUAGAGGAAGCGUAUCACACGUACACACACACACACAGACACAAACAGACACAUGCCAAAAGCCCUCGUACUAGCUAAUGUACCCUUUAAAACGUGAAGCAAACGUAAUCUUACAAGUUGUAAUAUCCAAAUUAUGAAUAAACGUACUCAU
Molecule: messenger RNA, 5268 nt
Organism: Anopheles coustani
Lineage: Eukaryota; Metazoa; Arthropoda; Insecta; Diptera; Culicidae
Gene: Sra-1
Product: cytoplasmic FMR1-interacting protein
Exons: 8
Coding region: 173-4036 (1287 amino acids)
Biological process (GO): axon guidance; cell projection assembly; cell morphogenesis
Cellular component (GO): SCAR complex; synapse; neuron projection
Molecular function (GO): small GTPase binding; RNA 7-methylguanosine cap binding
Source: RefSeq, a predicted model, not a curated record